UAUGGAAGGAGAAGUCGUUGACGAAGAAGAAGCAGAAGAAGAGGAAGAGGAGGAGGAGGAGGAGGAGGAGGAGGAGGUAGAAGAAGGUGAAGAAGUAAUAGAACAGGAAGACGAUGAUGAAAUAGAAGUUAUGGAAGAGACAAAUAAUAACAUAUACUUUUUAGACGCUUUCGAUACUAAAAAUGGUCUAUUAACAACUUGUCUAAAAUGGUCUUUUCUCAACGGUCCCAGCUUUAAAGACAUAGUUGAAAGAAUUUCACAAAACACUAAAGGUUUAAUCAAUCUAAGAAUUCUAUCCAACUACGAAAUACAUUGUAAAACGGGUGAAACUUCAUCAAAAUCAAUCCAAUUUUUCGGUUAUUAUAAAGAAUUAAUAUGGCCAAUAUUAAAACUAUUAAUACAACAAGAUAAUCAGGAUAAUUUGAAUAUCUUUCUAAAUCUUUUAUCAUUAGAUAAUACCUACUAUUGGAAAGAGAAUAUUAUCAAUUGUUUAUUAUAUUACAGCUGUAAAGUUGGUUCAAGUAAUAUAACUAUUUACUUAUUGGAUAGAUACAAUUACAAUUUCAACAUCUAUAACGAAAUAGUAUUUAACUCGGUUGGUCUUUUAUUUAAAAAUCAGUCGAAUAUAGCGCAUUUUAUUGUGAAAACUAAGAUGAAUAUGGCUGAAAAACCAUCUUUAGUAACAAAGUUAUUAAAAAGUUGUAUAAGCGUUAAUACUAAUAUUUGGAUAUUUAAAAAGAUAUUCUAUAAAUUUAAAAAGAAAGCUAUAAAUAGACAAUUUAAUAAUGAAAGUAUAGAAGAAUUAGCAAUUGAAUCGAUUAAACGAAAGAAUAAUAAAGUAUUUCAAUUUCUAACUAGAUUUAUUAUUAAUAAAAUUGAAUUAAAUUUUGAUAUUAAAUUAUAUAAAGAUUUAUAUAAUUGUUUCCCAACGAGUAUUGGACGUUAUCUAUUCUUUAGAUACGAAGAUGAAAUCGUUAAAUGGAUCUCUUUGGAUAUUGAAACAACUGGUGAUAAAUUCUGUACUGAACUAAUACAUUCUUUUCAAUAUACUUCUGGUCUAACACUUUUUGAAUCUAUAUUUAAAAUACGUAAUUAUGGAUUAUCACUUGCUAAGAAGCUAUUGAAAGAUUUACUAGAAACUGGUUCAAUUCUUUUACCUUAUUUUGAACCAUUAAAAUUAUUGAAAUUUAUUAAUAUUGUUGUCAAUUUUUCAACACAUUACGAAUUGCCUAUGGAUUAUUUAACAGAUUAUUUCCUUACUUGUUUAGAUGAGCUCCAUUCUGGAGGCAACGAAUUUAACCGAGCUCACGUUACACUUUCUAUAAUAUCUGUGCUAUCCAUAUUUAUAAAACAUGGUACUUUAUUUAAAUUUGUUUUUAGAGGAAACGUUGACAAGAGAAUUGCUUCACUUAUGUGGCUAUCGCUAGACAAUAGGAUCACAAUGGAUGUAAAUUGGCUUAGAAGUAACGAACUACCCCUAGUAAGACCUCUUUCAGUUCUUUGUUCCUGCGUUUUAAGAAGGCACGUUAAACAACCAUUUUCAAAAAGUAUACGUCUAUUAAUUCAAAGUUGUGAACAUUUGAAAGAAGUUAUCACUUUAAAAUCGUAUACUGAGCAUUAUAUUGUUCAAGGUUUUGAGGCGAUUAAACAAAAAGAAUCGGAAACUCCAAAUGAAGCUGGAAAUUUUCAAAUGAAUUUCUUGGAUGAAGAUAGUAACGAUUAUUGCGGAAUGAUAAUUCCGAAUGAUCUAAUAAAGAAUUACUAUUCAACCCAAUUAAAUAAUAGCGCCGAGAGUUUAUCAUCUCAACAACUUUUAACUGGUCUCCCACUCCUAAUUGCUAAUAUCUUUAAUGACGAAGAUGCAGGCGAAGGUGAAGGUAUGGAACAAAACGAAGAAGAAGAAGCCAAUAACAACUAA
Molecule: messenger RNA, 1918 nt
Organism: Dimorphilus gyrociliatus
Lineage: Eukaryota; Metazoa; Annelida; Polychaeta; Dinophilidae
Source: the annotation of a GenBank genome assembly